GUUGUGCAGAAGAAGAUAAAGAGAGUCCGUGACCUAGAGAUGAAAGAGAAGCUGGAGAAGCUCUUGAUGAGAAUGGAACAGCAGGAACAAGCUGCUCUGAAAAGGCAGAAACAGAGAGAACGGGAAGUUGAGUUUAAGAGGCAACAGAGAGAACUGGCGCAGCAGGGGAAGAAACCGUUUUACAUCAAGAAGGGUGACCUUCGUAAGUUGGAGCUUGCAGACAAAUAUAAGGAGCUAAAGAAAUCGGGAAAGCUGGAGCACUUCCUGAGUAAGAAAAGGAAGCGGAACUCGCACAAAGACCGGAGAAGACUUCCCAACCAAUAGCACACACAAUGGCUAUGUAAACUCUUGGGCUAAAAAAGGGGAAAAGGUCUCUGGUCCUAUUCUCAGCAGCAGUGGAGACUAAACUAGCAAGGAAUUGUGUUAUUAAGACGGCUGAGUUGUCCGGGAAGGCCUGGGCAUUAGUGGAGGGCUGGUCUUGUAGUUAGAGUAUCAAGGCCCAGCACUUCAUGGAUGUUUGUUCUUGAUGUAAUAAACUUGUUGGUUAGAACAUCUGAUUGCUCAGCCAUAUUAUAGUACAGUUUUAUGUUUUCAUACUUUGCUAUAAUGGUCUCUCAUAUCUGUCCUCUUAUGUCACUGUGUCCUUUUCUUCUCCUGCCCUGAGCUGAGUAUUAGCACGUCCUGCACCAUCUGUGUCCUUUUCUUCUCCUGCCCUGAGCUGAGUAUUAGCACGUCCUGCACCAUCUGUGUCCUUUUCUUCUCCUGCCCUGAGCUCAGUAUUAGCACGUCCUGCACCAUCUGUGUCCUUUUCUUCUCCUGCCCUGAGCUGAGUAUUAGCACGUCCUGCACCAUCUGUGUCCUUUUCUUCUCCUGCCCUGAGCUGAGUAUUAGCACGUCCUGCACCAUCUGUGUCCUUUUCUUCUCCUGCCCUGAGCUGAGUAUUAGCACGUCCUGCACCAUCUGUGUCCUUUUCUUCUCCUGCCCUGAGCUCAGUAUUAGCACGUCCUGCACCAUCUGUGUCCUUUUCUUCUCCUGCCCUGAGCUCAGUAUUAGCACGUCCUGCACCAUCUGUGUCCUUUUCUUCUCCUGCCCUGAGCUGAGUAUUAGCACGUCCUGCACCAUCUGUGUCCUUUUCUUCUCCUGCCCUGAGCUGAGUAUUAGCACGUCCUGCACCAUCUGUGUCCUUUUCUUCUCCUGCCCUGAGCUCAGUAUUAGCACGUCCUGCACCAUCUGUGUCCUUUUCUUCUCCUGCCCUGAGCUCAGUAUUAGCACGUCCUGCACCAUCUGUGUCCAGGAGGUAGCCUGUGGUGUGUCCGCACUGACCAUUAGAUCACAGGACUGUUUCCUGCAGCCAGUACUAAUACUGGUUUGUUACACACAUAAUUAUGUACUUUUCUUCAGAUCUGGUGUUUUGUAUAAAUAAAUGUGUUGUUGUUUUUUUAUACUGAAAUCUGUUAUUGAACAAAAUAAUAAAAUGAAUUUAUUUGGUG
Molecule: messenger RNA, 1490 nt
Organism: Bombina bombina (fire-bellied toad)
Lineage: Eukaryota; Metazoa; Chordata; Amphibia; Anura; Bombinatoridae
Gene: RRP36
Product: ribosomal RNA processing 36
Biological process (GO): maturation of SSU-rRNA from tricistronic rRNA transcript (SSU-rRNA, 5.8S rRNA, LSU-rRNA)
Cellular component (GO): nucleolus; 90S preribosome
Source: RefSeq, a predicted model, not a curated record